AAUACGCAUUACUAUGUAAACACUACUUUGGACUUGGAGCACACAUUCGUGUGUUAGUCGUUAACGAGUGCGCGCGCGUUUCUUUUUGGAGCUCCAGUCAGCAUUUGUUUGAGCUAGUGGAGCAUUGUAAUUUACGCAGAGUUCGAGUGCUAUUAUUUCAAAAAGCGUCCGUAAAUAUUAGCUGGGCUGUUGCCACUGCCAUUGCUAAAUAAAAGCAACUUGGUACGUCAACUGCAUGUCCAGAGCAGCCAAUUUAAACUGACAGUUACUUAGGAGACUCUCAAAGCCGUCCGCAUAAAAUAAUCAUAAACAAUAAAUAGCUAAAAGUUAAUUGUUAAUCGAACAAAACAGACAAUGGCGUUCAUUUCGAAAGAUUUUCGUUCACCUGGCGAGGCUUGGGUCAAGACCGACGAAGGUUGGGAGCGUAAAAAGGUGCUCGAGUGUGGAGGCAAACGCAAGCGUCACAGCUCUUCGGGCAGCAGCUGCCAGGGUGACGACGAAGAGGAAGCCGAAACAGAGACACCAAUGCCACCGCAUUAUCAUAUAACCAUACGCUGCACACGUGAAAUUGCAGGCUUUAAUGGGUUAAGCGAGGCUGUAAAGCGUUUGGAUUUUCGUCGUUCGGUGCGUGAUCGCAAGCGUUUUCACUAUAUCUGCGCAUUUCUGCUGCUGGUGUCCAACAAGGGCAUUGCCAGUCUGCCCGGCAGCGCACAGCGUCAGCUGCUGCAAAUGGUCGAGGAGGUGGCCUCACAUGUCAACGACAGUCAGCAGCAUCCGAAUGUGCUGCGUGGUCUGGCCUUGAAGCUGGAGCAUAUUGUUAACCAGGAGAAUCAAAAGUGCUGGGGCAAGCCACUGGGCAGCACCUAUCUGUGGCAGGAGCAUUUGGCUCGCAUUAAGCGCAUCCAGCGCGUGGCCAGUCAGAUUGAGAUUAAGCAGCCUGAUCCGCAGGUGCGUCCACAGCUGCAUGAGCUGCCCGAGGAGUGUGUGCGUGAGAUUAUUCUCUGCAUAGCCGAUCAUCGUGAUCUGGAGUCUGCUGCUCAGGCCUGGGAGACUAUGGCGCGUCUGGUGUCCGAGCAGCGCAUUUGGCGUGAGCUAACACGCUUUCACUUUAACCAGGCGCAGAUUAACACCAUUCUGGAUUUGGAUAAGAUUAAGCAAAUGGGCGAGACCAAAGACUGGAAGCAGAUCUAUCAUUUGUUGCGUCGCACCUAUGGCGUGAAUGAUGAUUACAAAUACGCUGAGGUGCUGGCGCUGUGCCGCUCCUGCUGCUGCCUCUUCUGGCCCUCCGAUGGACAUCCUUGCAUUGUGGAUCAGAGUCCGGACUACAAGCAGCGCGUGGAGGAUGCUGGUGGUCAGCUGGCCUUGGCACAGCCUGUGCCGCCUGCACAGUUCUUAAAGUAUUUCUCAUUGUAAAGCCACGAAGACUUAAUGUAACUGACCAAAACUGUUUUUGGGAGAGAGAGAGACAUGCAGCGAGCAAAGUUGCUUACUUGGAUAACUUGUGGGUUAAAGUUUCAGAGAGUGAGAGGGAGUGAGAAC
This is a messenger RNA of Drosophila busckii, 1539 nucleotides long. Its product is annotated as F-box only protein 25. Lineage: Eukaryota; Metazoa; Arthropoda; Insecta; Diptera; Drosophilidae. The record is from RefSeq and is a predicted model, not a curated record. Gene Ontology annotation, molecular function: protein binding. Gene Ontology annotation, cellular component: nucleus; SCF ubiquitin ligase complex; cytoplasm. Gene Ontology annotation, biological process: protein ubiquitination. Bases 355 to 1413 code for a protein of 352 amino acids. The transcript is spliced from 5 exons.